This is a messenger RNA of Fraxinus pennsylvanica, 2676 nucleotides long. The record is from the annotation of a GenBank genome assembly. NCBI's taxonomy places the organism in Eukaryota, Viridiplantae, Streptophyta, Magnoliopsida, Lamiales, Oleaceae.
AUGGCAGCCUGCCGGCUGCUUUUCUGCAGUGUGGUUCUCUUGUCAUGGAUCAGUGCAAUCUACUCUGGGACGAACCCGCAAGAUGCUGCUGUACUCCGAGCAUUGAAAGAUCAGUGGGAAAACAUGCCCCCGAGUUGGGAUAAAUCAGAUGAUCCUUGUGGAGCCUGGGAUGGUAUUACCUGCAACAAUGCCACCUUAAGGGUCACUGCAAUAGGACUAUCGACAAUGGGACUAAAAGGAACCAUGACUGGCGAUAUUGGGGGGCUCACCGAACUAAUUUCCUUGGACUUGUCAUUCAACCCUGGCCUUACAGGUCCCCUUUCUCCACGGCUAGGAGAUCUGCGGAAUUUGAACAUAUUAAUUCUAUCAGGGUGUAGCUUUUCUGGCAAUAUACCAAGUGAAUUGGGAAACCUUGCAAACCUAUCUUUUCUAGCGCUUAACACCAAUAACCUAACUGGGAAUAUUCCACAUUCCCUUGGCAAACUUUCCGAACUCUAUUGGCUCGACCUAGCUGAAAAUGAGUUGACAGGGUCUCUCCCUGUAUCAACAGGAUUAGUAGCUCCAGGGCUUGACCGUCUUAAAAAGGCAAAACACUUCCAUUUCAACAAAAACCAGCUAUCAGGCGAAAUUCCAGAAAAGCUUUUCAGCUCAAACAUGUCUCUAAUACAUGUACUGUUUGAUGGGAAUCAAUUGGAAGGGAGCAUUCCAUCUACCAUAGGAGAGGUUCUGACACUUGAGGCUCUUCGACUUGAUCGAAAUGGCCUGACAGGAAGUGUCCCGUCAAACCUCAACCGCCUCGAAAAUAUCACUGAAAUGAAUUUGGCUCACAAUAUGUUGACUGGUAAAUUACCAAAUUUAGCUGGAAUGAAUCUCCUCGCCUAUGUGGACUUGAGCAACAACUCUUUUCAGAAAACAGAAGCUCCAGAGUGGUUCUCUACUUUACUGUCUCUAACUACUUUGGUAAUUGAACAUGGACCGCUACAGGGAUCGCUGCCACCUGAAGUUUUUAGCUUACCUCAGAUCCAGCAAGUGAAACUGAAGAAUAAUGCCUUGAGUGACAAAUUAGAUAUGGGCAGUAACAUUAGCCAGAACCUUCAACUAACUGAUUUGCAGGACAAUGAUAUAUCAUCAGUUACGCUUAGUUCUGAAUACAAAAAUACAUUAAUAUUAAUUGGUAACCCUGUGUGUGAGACUGCGCCAGAGAAUGCAGUUUACUGUCAUCUUCAACAGUUGGCUAGACCUUAUUCGACCAGCCUAGCAAAUUGUGGAAACAAAUUGUGUUCCCCCGAAGAAAAAUUGAACCCGCAAAGUUUGCAUCUUCCUUCAGUUUCUCUGCAGAUCCCCUUUUUCAACGUUGACGACUAUCUUCAGGUGCAGCUGGAUCUCUUUCCUUCCGAUGCGAAGUAUUUCAAUAGGUCAGAAGUUCAGAGACUUGGUUUUGCAUUAACUAGGCAAACUUACAAGCCUCCAAAAGAGUUUGGACCCUACUAUUUUAUAGCAGAUCUGUACAUUUUUCCAGAUGAACGCCGGGGAACUCGUGUUAGCUCAGGUGUGAUUGCUGGGAUUGCUACUGGCUGUGCAUUUUUGGUCCUGGUGCUUGCAGGGCUAGCGACAUAUGCUCUACGACAAAAAAGACGUGCUGAACAAGCCAUAACAUUAAGUAAACCAUUUGCAUCUUGGGCUCCAAGUGGCAAAGAUAGUGGAGGAGCACCACAACUAAAAGGAGCUAGAUGGUUCUCUUAUGACGAGAUCAAGAAAUGCACCAAUAACUUCUCUCAAAGCAAUGAGAUUGGCUCUGGAGGCUAUGGCAAAGUGUACAGGGGAAUGCUCUCAAGUGGACAGGUAGUUGCUGUCAAAAGAGCUCAACAAGGAGAACAGAUGUUGGUAUAUGAGUUUAUACCUAAUGGAACACUAAGGGAGUGUUUAACCGGAAAAAGUGGAAUUCAUCUAGGUUGGGAGAGGAGGAUACGUACAGCACUAGCUGCAGCUAGAGGAUUAUCUUAUCUACACGAGCUCGCAAAUCCUCCAAUAAUUCAUCGUGAUAUCAAGUCAACCAAUAUCCUCUUGGAUGAAAAUCUAACGGCAAAGGUUGCAGAUUUUGGCUUGUCUAAGCCGAUGUCAGACGGUUCCAAAGGGCAUGUCUCUACUCAAGUUAAAGGCACGCUGGGUUAUCUGGAUCCAGAAUACUACAUGACACAACAAUUGACAGAAAAAAGUGACGUCUAUAGUUUUGGCGUGGUGAUGCUUGAACUGAUAACUGCAAAGUUGCCUAUUGAGAAAGGAAAAUACAUUGUACGUGAAGUACGACUAGCAAUGAACAAAAAUGAUGAAGUGCACUGCGGAUUAAAAGAAAUGAUGGAUCCGGUCAUUGGAAACACCCCAAAUCUUAUAGGAUUCCCAAGGUUUCUUGAAUUGGCAAUGCAAUGUGUCGAAGAACUAGCUUCAGACCGUCCAACAAUGAGCGAAGUUGUGAAAUCCCUCGAAACAAUUUUACUAAAUGAUGGCCUAAACACAAAUUCAACAUCUGCAUCCUCAUCUGCCACAGACUUUGGAUCUGCAAAAGGCGCCCUCAAACAUCCUUACAAUGAUUCUCUACCAAGGAAGGGUACCAAUGAGAGUGAUGUCUUCAAGUAUAGUGGUGGAUACACUCUCCCACCAAAAGUUGAACCAAAAUAG